AUGGUCCUCAAGAACUUCGAAGAAGUACCAGGCCUCCAGGAGAAGUGGGAGAGCGAGAACAUGAUGGGCCGACUGGCGCAGACAACUGAGUUCAAGGGCGCGGCGUUAUUCCUUCUAAACAACGCGAGCAGCUUUAUGGCGGGCAGCAAUCUCAGAGACGCCCACUCAUGGCCCCAUAUCGCAGCCCCUGGUUCCUUGGCUAGCUUGUUGAUGAGCAAAGCGACGUGGGAGCAAUGGAAGCUAGAAAUCAGGAGUAGCCAACUGAGGCUUCUCAAUGGGAAGUUUAUUAGUCAAAAGUCGGUGAUCGGGCCUGGGCUGAAAGUGAGCCGGCGAAUCGAGCCUGCUUGA
Hypoxylon fragiforme is the source of this 348-nucleotide messenger RNA. RefSeq lists its product as uncharacterized. NCBI's taxonomy places the organism in Eukaryota, Fungi, Ascomycota, Sordariomycetes, Xylariales, Hypoxylaceae. Bases 1 to 348 code for a protein of 115 amino acids. The transcript is spliced from 2 exons. The record is from RefSeq and is a predicted model, not a curated record.